This is a messenger RNA of Cladophialophora carrionii CBS 160.54, 582 nucleotides long. RefSeq lists its product as uncharacterized. Lineage: Eukaryota; Fungi; Ascomycota; Eurotiomycetes; Chaetothyriales; Herpotrichiellaceae. The transcript is spliced from 2 exons. Bases 1 to 582 code for a protein of 193 amino acids. The record is from RefSeq and is a predicted model, not a curated record.
AUGCUGGCAUUCUGCUUCAAUGCAGUCUCGGCGGACCCUGAUCAAACGAUCCUGAACGGUCGUGAUGUCUUGAAUUUUGACGAUCUCGAAACACCUGACGGAUUUGGCCAGAUAGCGGCUGGGUACCAUGGCCUCACAUUCAACUAUUUCUAUGCCUUCCAACCGACGCACCAGGACCUGGAGGGCAUCAUCUCCGUCGAUGACUUGAAUUGCGCCGUCUCCAAGCCGAAUUCACUGUAUGGGUCAAAGAUCGCAAAUGAGAGCCCGUCCAUCCAAGCACACGAUCCCUCACAUAGAUUCACGGUACACUCACUGAAAAUCAAGCCGCUGGAUUUCCCGGUCGGUUUCGUUACCAUAAAUCUCCGCGGCAUCCUCCCGGAGAGGUUGUCGAGUCCGCUGGAAUGGAGCGUCGACUUUCCCGCCGGCUUCCACGAUAGUCUCCACGUUCGACUCGAAGAGUUCAGCAAGGUGCGAUGGCAAGGCCUCGCAAGGCUUGAAGUGGAGGCGGAUUUCCAUUUCAACGACGUGGAAAUGGACGACUGGGAAUUCUGCAUCGAUGACCUCGAAGUCGAGAUGGAGUAA